Nerophis lumbriciformis (worm pipefish) is the source of this 894-nucleotide messenger RNA. The record is from RefSeq and is a predicted model, not a curated record. NCBI's taxonomy places the organism in Eukaryota, Metazoa, Chordata, Actinopteri, Syngnathiformes, Syngnathidae.
AUGAGCUCUUACUUCGUGAAUUCGUUUUCAAAUGACCCCGACUAUCAACUAAAUUAUGGACCGGACAGUGGUACACUGAACGACGCGGCGUAUAGGGCUUCUUCCGCGGCCGCGAUGCACCACGCGACUGACGCUUACGGCUAUGGCUACAAUGGUAUGGACCUGACAGUCACAAACCGGGGAGAGGGGAAGACCAACAACUCAAGCGACAACGGACACUUCGUAGACGGCUCGGUCGUCGAGGACUCCCGGAGCUUUAGCCCCUUGGACAGUGAGAGGGGUUUCAGGCAGUCGUCUAGCUGUUCUGUCGCCUCUGUGAGAGCCUCCCUCUUGUCAACUAAUUGCAGAGGCAGUCAGCAGAGGAGCCGGAGCUCGUCUCCCCACUCGGCACAACCAGGAAGCGUUCUUCUUAGGUCCCUCAACCCGACCUCGCGCACUUCAACGCGCGGAGACACCCAGCGAUUCGCGAAGAUGAACGAAAACUCAACAGGAGUGGAUGAAAAACAACACGAUAGCCGGACCGUGGGCGAUCACGUCACACUACCGGUGCACGAGAAGCAAGUGGAUGGCCAGGCGGGGAGCUCAAACCUGGCUAGUGAGCCUCCACAGAUAUUUCCCUGGAUGAGAAAACUGCACAUUAGCCAUGAUAUGACGGGCCCGGACGGGAAACGUGCACGGACGGCGUAUACCCGCUACCAGACACUCGAGCUGGAGAAGGAGUUUCACUUCAACCGCUAUCUCACACGCAGGCGGCGGAUUGAGAUCGCGCACACGCUUUGCCUCACCGAACGCCAAAUUAAGAUAUGGUUCCAAAAUCGAAGGAUGAAGUGGAAGAAGGACAACAAACCGAAAAACAUAAACAUCGUCACUACCAGUGCACCCUUCCAACCUUAA